Molecule: messenger RNA, 1745 nt
Organism: Odocoileus virginianus texanus
Lineage: Eukaryota; Metazoa; Chordata; Mammalia; Artiodactyla; Cervidae
Source: RefSeq, a predicted model, not a curated record
AAAAAAAAAAAUCUCAGCUCAACAACUUGAAACUAGCCAUGGGCCAAGUCGCGAGCUGGCCUCUGCCCCAAGACUACAAGUCCCAGCAUGCCGCGCGCCGGAUCUUGCCCCCGCCCCUUCCGCUCCAGGCACCACCUCCUCUCGAUGCGCCGGUGUGGGGCGCGUAAUGGAAACGGGAUGCUGGCUGCUUGGGGGCGAGUUCGAGGACUCGGUGUUCGAGGAGAGGCGGGAGCGGCGGCCUGGACCACCCGAGUCGUACCGCGCCAAACGCUGCGAGCCACAGUGGUUUUAUGAAGAAACAGGGAGCAGCGAUGAUGUUGAAGCUCUGACUGUCCAGAAAUUCAAAGGGGACCUGGCCUACAGACGGCAAGAGUAUCAGAAAGCACUGCAAGAGUAUUCCAGUAUCUCAGAAAAACUGCCGUCUACAAAUUUUGCCAUGAAAAGGGAUGUCCAGGAAGGCCAGGCUCGAUGCCUUGUUCACCUGGGAAGGCACAAGGAAGCCAUGGAGAUUGCCACAAACUUGGAAAAUAAAGCAACUAACACAGACCAUUUAACCACUGUACUCUACCUCCAGUUUACUAUUUGUUCCAGUUUGCAGAACUUGGAGAAAACCAUUUUCUGCCUACAGAAACUGAUUUCUUUGCAUCCCUUUAAUCCUUGGAACUGGGGCAAAUUGGGAGAGGCUUACCUGAACCUGGGGCCAGCACUCUCAGCAUCGCUUGCGUCAUCUCAGAAAGAGAACAGUUUCACCUCAAGUGACACGGCUAUCAAAUCCUCCUUUCCCCACUCAGGAAAAGACUAUCUUUUGUGUUUCCCUGAAACUUUGCCUGAGAGCUCUGUGGAAGUAAGCAGUGGUAAUAAGCAAAAGAAUGAGAAAGCUCUUAAAGAUAUUAAAAACCGUAUGACAGAAGAGAGAGCAGCAGUGUUGCUGGAAACUCAGAUGAAAGCCUGUGCCUCUUUUAUACGAACCAGGCUUUUGCUUCAGCUUGCCCAAUCUCAGCAAACAUCGUUUGCUUUGGAGAGGAACUUAAGGACUCAGCAGGAAAUUGAAGAUAAAAUGAAAAGGUUCAGCUUCAAAGAAGACACUUUGCUGUUGAUAGCAGAGCUUCUUGGACUUAGUCCAGAAAACACAGCACGGGAAGAUGUGACUCUGGCACUUCUGGGCCAGGCCAGCAGGGCCAGCAGAGUGGACGCAGGGAGCCAGGGUCAAGGCUGCCUGAACCACAGCUGCAGGGUCUUCCUCAGAUCUGACAACUCAAGCCCCUCGGGAUCCAGUGCAGACUCCAGGACCCUCCAGGUCAGCCCACGGCUCUUCAAAGCAAAGAGCUGAGCUGCCACAGGGCCUUGUCCAGCUCCAUCCCCUAGAUGCCUCGGUUUGCCCCAACCCAGGUGGCCACACUUUGAAUCAACCUCACAUAAUUUCCAGUGGCAGGUUCUGGGCCCCAUCCCUAACUCACCGCCCCAGGGACUCCCUAGUAUUAGGUUCUUCCAGGGAGGAGACAUUCCCAUCCCCUUCCAAAAACAUCCAGUAUGUCCCCAGACUGUCUCCUGAAUCUCUCCCUCCUGGAUCCCUGGGGAGUGGGCCACUCCUGGGCACUGGGACACAGGAGGACCUUGGUCACACCCACCCUCUGCCUCAGUGCCUCAGUUUACCCAUAUGUAAAACUUGAGUUGCCCCAGCCCCUUGUCUCUUUAUAGGUUUGGGAAAUGUCGAUAUUAAAGCCCUAGCAGCUCUUUGGAAGAAA